This is a messenger RNA of Bombyx mandarina (wild silkworm), 1514 nucleotides long. RefSeq names its product zinc finger protein ichor (gene ich). Lineage: Eukaryota; Metazoa; Arthropoda; Insecta; Lepidoptera; Bombycidae. The record is from RefSeq and is a predicted model, not a curated record. Gene Ontology annotation, biological process: embryonic hindgut morphogenesis; embryo development; embryonic pattern specification. Gene Ontology annotation, molecular function: DNA-binding transcription factor activity, RNA polymerase II-specific; RNA polymerase II transcription regulatory region sequence-specific DNA binding. Gene Ontology annotation, cellular component: nucleus.
UAUCGGAUUUGACGGCGCUUGUACGAGUUUCGUUAACAAAAACGUUUUAUAGGUAGUGCAACAGAGUGGCGGCGUCCAAGUAUGGCAGUGGUGGGCUGUCAGUCGGCUCCGGCGUGUCGGUGAGGCGCGGCAUGAAGUGCGCGGGGGUGGCGGGGGCCGGUGCCUCCGACGACCUGCUGCUCAGCGGCUGCUGGCUCGACCCCAAGCUGGAGGCAUCCUCGCCGCCACCCGCCUGCCACGACCUCAUAGACUCCUUACUAGCUCCUCCACCUUUAGCCGAGCUCAAACCUCUGCCCCCCUUCACCGGCUACACUGGCCAUCUCUCCAUCAACGGCAUCUCUGGCCAUCAUUUCCACGCCAUCGCUCAACGCCUUCCGGAGGAGAACAAUAAUUACCCCACUCAGAGCGGCUACGGGACUGACCACGACGUAGUUUCUUCGUCGACGUGCGCAGCCGACGCAGAGCCUCCCGAUUUGGAGGACGUCAAGCCUUUCUUGGAGCCGCAGGACACGAAACCUUUUUCGGAAUCAUCGGGACCCGGUGCGCCUGAUUCCUGUGCGGCGUCCUGCUCCCCUCCUGCUAAGCUUUUCGAAGACAAUCACAAACAAGACAUGUACGAUAUUAGCUCGAUAGAAGACAUUGCGGCCAUCAUCGGGUCGGCGAUAGCGGACACGACUGUCCCUAACCAGCCCGAGGAUCCCGACCGGAAUGACUCUCGAGAUAGCUGGAUGGACAUCGACGCCCUGAUAUCGGGCGCCUGCAGCCAGCACGGCGACAAGAUAGUCCCACACGAUCUCUCUGAAUUCGGUCUGCCGAGUUCACCCCCGGCUGCGCCGCACAGUCACAAUACGAACAUAGAUUUUCCAUGCAAAAACCAAGACUUCAAAAGUGAUUUCCUGCAAAAGAAUUUGAACGCGGGCUCGACGCUUCAGACGCUGUUAACUCACGGCUACAUGCCUCUACUACAUAAUAGGCUGCAGAACGGACCUCCGGUGAAACAGGAGGCACCCAGUUCGACCAGCUACGGCAUGGACGUAAUAUCGACAUCGUCGCCUCCCGGGAACGCCGUGUCCACGACGGACGGGGUCAGCGGGCUCUUGAACGGUCGAUACGCAUCGCACUAUGCACUAGGUCUGAAAUCGGAUGGCCUGUGCAGUCCGGAUCGCAUCAUCGGGUACCCUCACGCGCACACAACGACAUCCUCAACGUCAAGUAAAAAAAGAAGUCGCGCGAAAGCAAAGCAGGGCAACAACGGCAAUAACAUACACGGCACAUCGUUGGCCUUCCCCUCCGCGACCGCCGCCGAGCUGAGCGGCUUGUUAGGUAAAGAGAAGCCCGUCCAUCGCUGCGGCAUCUGCAAUCGAGGCUUUCUGAACAAAUCGAAUAUUAAAGUGCAUCUCCGCACCCACACGGGGGAGAAGCCCUUCAGAUGCGAUGUCUGCGCUAAAGCGUUCAGACAGAAAGCGCACUUGAUCAAACAUCAGCAGAUACACAAGAGGAUCGGGAGAGACUGA